AUGAACGGGGACGAGGAGUUCUUUGAUGCCGUCACAGGCUUUGAUUCUGAUAACUCUUCUGGGGAAUUUUCAGAGGCCAGUCAGAGAGCCCUCGGAGGGCUGCCUGUGGACACCAGCAAAAGCACCGGCAUUGGGGAAGCUGGGGAAAGGCCCCCACAGGAGAAUGGGAUUCAGAGGCACAGGACGUCCUUGCCGGCCCCGAUGUUCACCAGGAGCGACUUCAGUGUGUGGGGUAUCCUGAAGAAGUGCAUUGGCCUGGAGCUGUCCAAGAUCACGAUGCCCAUCGCCUUCAACGAGCCCCUGAGCUUCCUGCAGCGGAUCACGGAGUACAUGGAGCACAUCUACCUCGUCCACAGAGCCUCCCGCCAGCCCAAGGCCCUGGAGAGGAUGCAGUGUGUGGCUGCCUUUGCAGUGUCGGCGGUGGCUUCCCAGUGGGAGAGGACCGGCAAGCCAUUCAACCCACUCCUGGGAGAGACGUACGAGCUGGUCAGGGAAGACCUAGGGUUCCGGUUCAUAUCCGAGCAGGUCAGCCACCACCCCCCUGUUAGUGCGUUUUACUCUGAAGGCCUCGGUCAGGACUUCCUGUUCCACGGCUCCAUCUACCCGAAGCUCAAGUUCUGGGGGAAGAGCGUGGAAGCGGAGCCCCGGGGCACCAUCACUCUGGAGCUUCUCAGACACCAGGAGGCCUACACCUGGACCAACCCUACCUGCUGUGUGCACAACGUGAUCAUCGGGAAGCUCUGGAUAGAGCAGUAUGGCACGGUGGAGAUCCUAAACCACAGGACUGGAGACAAAUGUGUGCUCCACUUCAGACCAUGCGGGCUGUUUGGAAAAGAGCUUCACAAAGUGGAAGGACACAUUCAAGACAAAAACAAGAAGAAGCUCUUCAUCAUCUACGGCAAGUGGACGGAGUGUCUGUGGGGCAUAGACCCUGCGGCGUAUGAGUCCUUCCGGAAGCAGGAGCGGAGGGGGGAGACCCCGAGGAAGUCACAGUUGGCCAUUGGCGUGGAGGACGCUGACACUGAAGUGGACGCCGUGCCUGAGGUCCAGGACACUGUGCAGGUCAUUCCAGGCAGCAGGCUCCUCUGGAGGAUUAACACUCGGCCCCCCAACUCUGCCCAGAUGUAUAACUUCACCAGUUUCACUGUUAGUCUCAACGAACUGCAGACGGGCAUGGAGAAGAUCCUGGCUCCCACAGACUGCCGCCUGCGUCCCGACAUCCGAAGCAUGGAGAACGGCAACAUGGAUCUGGCGAGCCAGGAGAAGGAGCGGCUGGAGGAGAAGCAGAGGGAAGCCCGGAAGGAGCGAGCCAAGGAGGACACGGAGUGGCAGACAAGGUGGUUCCACCAGGGCAGGAAUCCGCACACCGGGACCCCCGACUGGCUGUACUCAGGUGGCUACUUCGAGCGGGAUUUCUCAGGCUGCCCGGACAUCUACUGA
Molecule: messenger RNA, 1440 nt
Organism: Pipistrellus nathusii (Nathusius's pipistrelle)
Lineage: Eukaryota; Metazoa; Chordata; Mammalia; Chiroptera; Vespertilionidae
Source: the annotation of a GenBank genome assembly